AGGUGCGCCUCCUACUUUGGGCCCCAAAACUACCUUGGAGUGGGCGACGGGCCCUGGAAUGCCCGUUGGCAGGAGCAACUUGCUAAGUGAAGAGCCGGGCCCGGUGCAAGAAGGGAGGAGACCGUCUUCUCAGUGUUCUCCAAAUUUGAGCCUCUAAAAUUCACAAGUUCAGUUCUGGAUAUCAUUUUCACUGUGACCUCCAGUAAUGUACUUAAUCUUAGUAUCAAAUGCUUACUACUAUGCCCUAAUGGAGUGAUAGAAAAAAAAAAAAAAAGAACCUGAAUUGACUGAAUAGAAAUUGAAAGAGAAAAGCAAAUUAGUCUUCAUUAGUUGCUGAAUGGAUGAACCCUUCUGUAAUGAAAGAUGAUUGAAGACAAAGGACCUCGAGUUGCAGACUACUUUGUUGUGGCAGGAUUGACCGAUGUCUCAAAGCCACUGGAAGAGGAAAUUCACUUCAAUGAUGCCUGUCACAAAGUAGCUAAGCCAAAGGAACCUAUCACCGAUGUUUCAGUUAUUAUUAAAUCUCUUGGGGAGGAAGUACCACGAGAUUAUAUUUGUAUUGAUGUUACCCCCAGUGGACUAUCAGCUGACCUCAAUAAUGGAAGUCUUGUGGGACCACAGAUUUACCUUUGCUAUAAAAGAGGAAGAGAUAAACCUCCACUUACGGAUCUAGGGGUCUUGUAUGAAUGGAAAGAACGAUUGAAACAGGGCUGUGAGAUCAUUCAGACUACUCCCUAUGGGCGCCCUGCAAAUAUUAGUGGCAGUACGUCUUCACAACGAGUCUAUAUCACUUACCGAAGAGCCUCUGAAAACAUGACUCAGAAUACGUUGGCUGUCACGGACAUUUGCAUUAUCAUCCCCAGUAAAGGAGAAAGUCCACCACACACAUUCUGUAAGGUUGACAAGAAUCUCAGUAAUAAUAUGUGGGGAUCAGCUGUGUACUUAUGUUAUAAAAAAUCGGUGGCAAAGACUAACACUAUAUCUUACAAAGCUGAUUUAAUUUGUAGAUAUCCUCAAGAAGAUUAUGAGUCCUUCUCACUACCAGAAUCUGUUCCCCUAUUUUGUUUACCAAUGGGUGCAACAAUUGAAUGUUGGCCAUCAAAUAGCAAAUACCCUCUCCCUGUAUUUUCUACUUUUGUGUUAACUGGAGCCUCAGCUGAAAAGGUCUAUGGUGCUGCUAUUCAGUUUUAUGAACCAUACUCUGAAGAGAAUCUCACAGAAAAACAGAAACUUCUUUUGGGUUUAACUUCAUCAGCAGAUGGGAAGUCUGACAGUUCCAAAACAAUUCACACUAAUAAAUGCAUCUGUCUUCUUUCUCACUGGCCUUUUUUUGAUGCAUUCAGAAAAUUUCUGACUUUUCUGUACCGUUAUUCCAUCUCUGGACCUCAUGUGCUUCCAAUUGAGAAGCAUAUUUCUCAUUUUAUGCAUAAAGUUCCUUUUCCAUCUCCUCAGAGACCACGGAUUUUAGUUCAGUUAUCGCCACAUGAUAAUCUGAUUCUCAGUCAACCUGUUUCUUCACCUCUUCCACUAAGUGGUGGCAAGUUUUCAACACUACUUCAGAAUUUAGGCCCUGAAAAUGCCGUGACUCUGCUGGUGUUUGCAGUGACAGAACAUAAGAUUCUUGUCCAUUCAUUACGGCCUUCUGUGCUUACGAGUGUGACAGAAGCAUUAGUAUCUAUGAUUUUCCCUUUCCACUGGCCCUGUCCAUAUGUUCCGCUCUGCCCACUGGCUUUAGCGGAUGUCCUGAGUGCACCGUGUCCAUUCAUAGUAGGAAUUGAUUCAAGAUACUUUGACCUCUAUGACCCCCCACCAGAUGUUAGUUGUGUUGAUCUAGAUACCAACACCAUUUCCCAAACUGGUGACAAGAAAAAUGUAGCCUGGAAGAUACUUCCAAAGAAGCCAUGUAAAAAUCUGAUGAACACACUGAAUAAUUUGCAUCAGCAACUGGCAAAGUUGCAGCAGAGACCAAGAGAUGAUGGACUGAUGGACUUAGCAAUGAAUGACUAUGAUUUUAAUUCUGGGAAGAGAUUGCAUCUGAUAGAUUUGGAAAUUCAAGAGGCAUUUUUGUUUUUCAUGGCCUCUAUUUUAAAAGGCUACAGGUCAUACUUAAGACCAAUAACACAGGCCCCAUCUGAGACAGCCACAGAUGCUAGCUCUCUUUUUGCUCUUCAAGCUUUCUUAAGAAGCCGGGACCGAUCACAUCAAAAAUUUUAUAACAUGAUGACCAAAACACAAAUGUUUAUUCGCUUCAUUGAGGAAUGUUCAUUUGUCAGUGACAAAGAUGCGAGUCUGGCAUUUUUUGAUGAUUGUGUAGAUAAAGUGGAUAUGGACAAGAGUGGUGAAGUCCGACUUAUAGAACUGGAUGAAUCUUUCAAAAGUGAACAUACUGUUUUUGUAACCCCACCUGAGAUCCCCCAUCUACCUGAUGGUGAAGAACCCCCUUUACAGUACAGCUAUAAUGGAUUUCCAGUUCUUAGAAACAAUUUGUUUGAGAGACCUGAAGAAUUUCUGCAAACACGAAAAAACAAAUUGCCUACAAAAUCAAGUACUCCUGGCAGCCCAUCUCCCAUGUUCAGGAGAACAAAACAGGAAAUUAAAUCAGCCCAUAAAAUUGCCAAGAGGUAUUCUUCCAUUCCUCAGAUGUGGUCUAGGUGUCUACUACGUCACUGUUACGGAUUAUGGUUUAUUUGUCUCCCAGCUUACGUGAAAGUCUGUCAUUCAAAAGUCAGGGCUCUGAAAACUGCAUAUGAUGUGCUCAGAAAAAUGCAGUCAAAAAAGAUGGAUCCGCCUGAUGAGGUGUGCUAUCGUAUUCUUAUGCAGCUCUGUGGGCAGUAUGAUCAGCCAGUACUUGCAGUUCGAGUGCUCUUUGAAAUGCAUAAAGCGGGGAUUGACCCCAAUGCCAUUACUUACGGCUAUUAUAAUAAGGCUGUUUUGGAAAGUACCUGGCCUUCAAGAAGUCGUAGUGGCUAUUUUCUUUGGACAAAAGUAAGAAAUGUUAUUUUAGGAGUAGCGCAGUUCAAAAGAGCGCUGACAAAGCACACGCACUUAUCACAGACAACUCUCUCAGAUGCCAGUGACCUGGAUGCUGUCAGUCACGGCAGUAUGGAUAGUGCUCGUGAGACCCACACUAUGGAGCAGGCACCUUUUAAUACAGGUUUAAUCAAAGUGUAUGCUACUGAUGAUAGAGCUAGUACAGGUGGCCAGUCUGAUCUUGGAUAUAAUUCAUUAUCCAAGGAUGAAGUUAGAAGAGGGUAUACAUCUGCUGAGGACAUCCAAGAAGAGAAAGAUAAGAAAGGGAGUGAUUCCAGUUCCUUAUCGGAGAAUGAGAGUACAAAAGGAAGUGCAGAUUGUCUUCCUAAGCUCAAUUAUCGGAGUACUUCCAGUAUAGUUCGCCUUAGAGGGCAAAAAGAUGAAAGCACUUCAGAGCUACUCUUGAUAUCAUCUUUUGGGGAUACAAAUCAAACAGGAAACAUUCAAAGAAGAUGCUUUAGGAAAAGACACAAAAGUGACAAUGAACCUAAUUUGCAGCCACAAAUGUCCUGGGCAAAUCAAAACCACAGUCUUAGUGGUGGAGUUCUGAUGGGGCUAAUGCUCAACAGAAUCAACCAGGAAGCAAACCCUGGAAAUAUGGUGGAAAAAUUAGGAGCCGAUGCAAAGAUCCUUUCAGGUGUCAUCUCAGAAAACACAAGACCAACUAGUCUUGAUAUUGGAAAGUCAUCUUUAAGAUCAAAAAGAGACAGUCUUGAAAAGGAAUCUAGUGAUGAUGAUACACCUUUCCCUGGUUCUCACUCUUUGGUGGAUAAAGUAGAUUCUCCUGUUAUUUUUGACUUAGAAGACAUAGACAAUGAAACCAGUGGAUCAAAAGUGGAAAAUAUCACACCCCAGAAUCCUAAGAGGAUUCUGCGCAUGAACAGCUUUUCAGUAAAACCUUUUGAAAAAACCGAUGUCAAAGCAGGAUUUGAUCCCCUCUCUCUUUUGGUUGCUGAGACAGAACACCAACAAAAAGAGGAGGAGGAAGAGGAAGAUGAUGAUAGCAAAAGCGUUUCAACACCCUCUGCUAAGCGGGAUUUGGCUGAGGAAAUUGUGAUGUAUAUGAAUAACAUGAGCAGCCCUUUGACAAGCCGUACACCAAGCAUUGAUUUACAACGGGCAUGUGAUGAUAAAGUAGCCACUAAGAAAAGUCCAACUUUGGUCAAGACUUGCCGGAGGUCUAGCUUGCCUCCCAAUUCUCCUAGGCCAGCAAGACUUACCAAAUCUAAAAGUUACACCAAAACUGAGGACAGGCCAAGAGACAGACUUUGGUCUUCUCCAGCUUUCUCACCAUCUUGCCCAUUUAGGGAAGACUCUCAAAAUGUGUUGACCCAUUCGUCACCCUCCUUUAAUUUAGAUACUCUGCUAGUACCAAAAUUAGAUGUUCUGAGGAACAGUAUGUUCACUGCAGGAAAAGGAGUUGCAGAGAAAGCAAGCAAAUGGUAUUCAAAAUUUGCCAUGUAUACUGCAUCCUCUAAGGAUCAAAGUUCUGAUCGUACGAGUCUUUCUUCAGUGGGAGCCCAGGAUUCUGAAUCUACCUCUUUAACAGAUGAAGAUGUCUGCCAUGAUUUGGAGGGAGUGACUUCCUCCCAAGAAAGCAGUGCCACUUCCGGGUCUAAGGGAACCGACUUCAACAGAACAAGCCUGGAAAGUUCUGCCUCCUUGGAAGGAUCUCUGUCAAAGUUUGCCUUACCUGGAAAAUCAGAAGUUGCGUCUUCCUGCAGCACAAGUAAUACAAAUAUCUUCCAGAACUACGCAAUGGAGGUUCUCAUAUCCAGUUGCUCUCGCUGUAGAACUUGUGAUUGCCUUGUCCAUGAUGAGGAGAUCAUGGCUGGUUGGACAGCAGAUGAUUCAAAUCUCAAUACUACUUGCCCCUUUUGUGGCAAUCUUUUCUUACCCUUUCUGAAUAUUGAAAUAAAAGAUUUAAGACGACCUGGAAGAUACUUUUUGAAAUCAAGCUCAUCGACAGAAAAUAUGCAUCUCCCAUCCUCUUUUUCAAGUCAGUCUAGACAGUCAUGCAUCUCUGCUUCAACCUCUGGUCUUGAUACUUCUGUGAUCUCUGUUCAAGGGAGUUUUGAUCUAAGUCGCAAAUCUAAACUGCUGGAAAGUUCUUGUGCCCGAAGCAUUCAGAUCCCUGCCAAUAGAUCAAAAACAGCUCUGUCAAAAUGUCCAAUGUUCCCAAUGUCCAGGAGUGUAAGCACUUCUGGUCCUUUGGAUAAGGAUGACACUGGGAGACAGAAGCUCAUUCCUACAGGCAGUCUGCCAGCUACUUUACAAGGAGCUACAGAUUCUCUAGGGUUAGAAUGGCACCUCCCAAGUCCAGAUCCUAUCACUGUUCCAUAUCUUAGUCCUUUAGUGGUAUGGAAGGAACUUGAAAGCUUAUUGGAAAAUGAAGGUGAUCAUGCAAUAACAGUGGCAGACUUUGUGGACCAUCAUCCGAUUGUUUUUUGGAAUCUGGUGUGGUAUUUUAGACGUCUUGAUUUACCCAGCAACUUACCUGGAUUGAUUCUUUCUUCUGAGCAUUGCAACAAGUAUUCAAAGAUUCCCCGCCACUGUAUGUCUGAAGAUAGUAAAUACGUUCUUAUACAGAUGUUAUGGGACAAUAGGAAGUUACAUCAGGACCCAGGCCAGCCUUUGUACAUCCUCUGGAAUGCCCACACCCAGAAGUAUCCAAUGGUCCACUUACUGCAAAAAGGUGAUAAUUCAUUUAACCAGGAGCUCUUGAAAAAUAUCGUAAAAAGCAUUAAAAUGAAUGAUGUUUAUGGACCAAUGAGUCAAAUUUUAGAAACACUGAAUAAGUGUCCUCAUUUUAAAAGACAGAGGAGUUUAUAUAGAGAAAUACUAUUUCUAUCACUUGUGGCAUUGGGAAGAGAAAACAUUGAUAUUGAUGUAUUUGAUAAAGAAUACAAGAAGGCAUAUGAUCAGCUCACUCCAAGUCAAGUCAAGAGCACUCACAACUGUGAUAGACCGCCAAGCACGGGGGUGAUGGAAUGCCGAAAAACCUUUGGAGAACCUUAUCUUUAAGAGAUGUGUGUGUUUACUUUCAAUGUGUAUUGUAUAGUCUGUAUUGUAUAAAAUAACACUUUUAGACUAAACAUUUUUUCUUCAAUUUUUGAAAAUGCAUUUAUAAACGGUUCAGAUCAUUAAUGUAUAGAACGUUUUAAGAACAGAAUAGGGAGCAAGCCAUUUUUGUUUCCUUUUUCUCUUUCUCUUUUCCUUUAAUUCUAUAACCAGAGUGAUAAAGUAUUUUUAUGAUAAGAAAAUCCCUAAACAAAAUUAGUUACUAUAAAAAACAACUAUCUUAAGGUUUCUCUUAGGAGAAACAAAUCAAAGAAAAAAAUCAUGUAUGGACAGUACAUAAAUGUAAGAUAAAAGCAUUUCAUGUUUUCAUAGAUUAUUCAAAUGUUUUGACCAUGAGGUUGUAUUAUACAUAUUUUAAAUUGUUUAUAGUAAGUUGAUAUUUUUUUAAUUUUUAAAUUUAAUGUAGAAAACUUAAAAUGAACUUAAACUUAUGAAGUUAUUCCUUUCUUUGUCUGCUGCUAUUUGAAGUUUUAAGUGCGAAUGCAAAGUGAUAUGCUUAUAUCCAUCUAUUUUUUAUUACCUGGGGGAUGAUUCAGAAGUGUCACUGCUACAAGGACUGACUGUAGUGAGGCAAGCCAGGAUGCCAACUGAUCCACUGAGGCCAGAAGAGAGCCAGUGUUCAUAUCUGCUGCAAAAUCAGGUCUAACAUACCCGAUUCUGUACUGCUGAUGGUACCUAUAGUAUGUAGGGAAAACAGCUUCCAAAGCCAAAUGCCAAUUUAAAUCUUAAUGUCUACGUGAAAACUUCUGUUCUGUCAGUUUACUCUAUUUUAGAUCUGACCCUUAUUUUAAGAGCUCAAGUAUUGGGUAUGAUACAAAUUAAAGUAAAAAAACUGUUAUCUGAAAUAUGACCUAUUAGAGUGUUAUGCUGAUACUAUAUAUUCAAAAUCUAUUUUCAAAUAAUAUCUCUAAAACUAAAGCCCAGAUAGAAUUUCCAUAUUGUGGAACUUCUUCAGAAUCUGAAUUUCAUAGAACAUAAUACAGAAAUAUUCAGAAAUCAGACAGUAAAUUAAGCAUUAAAGUACCAUUAAAUAGACUCAUAAAAAUAUUUUAGUGACAUUAUUUCUAAAAGCAUUUUCUGUGGGUGAUUUCUGAUUUUAAAAAAGUACCCUUUGGCAAUUAGUAUUAUUCAGAGAUUUUCAGUAUGUAUGUAUUUAUAUUAGCACACACAGUCACUAAUGAAUAAUUCUCUGGCCAAUGUGAAAGAAGAAAUAAAACCACACACGACAAUUCCAAAUGAUGGGGGUAAAAGCAAGAGAAUGAAUCCAUUACACUAGACCCGGAGAGCUCAUGGAGCACUGAAACUUGGAAUCAGCUCAGCUGCAGAAAAAGACAACACAAUUUGAGUUUAACCUGUUAGUGACAUAUACUUGGAUAAAAAUUUCCACAGCUUUGUGUUCCAGAAAUAAUAGGGAAAAUUAAAAACUAGAAUUUUAGUUCAGGGACCUCAAGGGAUAGUACAGUAGAUAAGGCAUUUUUGCCUUGCACACAGCAAACCCAGGUUCAAUCCUAGCAUUCCAUAUGGUCCCCAAGCACUGUCGGGAAUAACUCCUCAGUGCAAAGACUGGAGUAAGCCCUGAGCACUGCCGGGUGUGGCCAAUACAAUUAAAUAAAUUUUA
This is a messenger RNA of Suncus etruscus (white-toothed pygmy shrew), 7729 nucleotides long. RefSeq names its product DENN domain containing 4A (gene DENND4A). Gene Ontology annotation, biological process: regulation of Rab protein signal transduction. The record is from RefSeq and is a predicted model, not a curated record. Gene Ontology annotation, cellular component: cytoplasmic vesicle. The transcript is spliced from 35 exons. Bases 364 to 6054 code for a protein of 1896 amino acids. NCBI's taxonomy places the organism in Eukaryota, Metazoa, Chordata, Mammalia, Eulipotyphla, Soricidae. Gene Ontology annotation, molecular function: protein binding.